GUGUGUUCUGGCGUGCGAUUGGCUAGAUUGUUGAGGGGGAGGAGCUAAUGUGGUUGGCACCCUGAAUAGUCUACAAUCCCUGGCUGUGUUCCUCUCUACACCGUAACCAUGAAGAUUGCCUUGGUGACCAUUUUUUUGCUGAUGCUCCUGACAGACAUCCACGCCAAAGUCCAGCCGCAGAAAAAUUUUGACCUUCAGAGGUUUGCAGGGAAGUGGUAUCGGGUGGGUCUGGCCUAUGAUUCUCCAGGCUUUGUGCCGUACAGAAGCAGACUCACUAUCUCUAUGGGCAUAGUGGAGCCAAAGGAGAAUGGGGACGUCAACAUGACCAUGUGGAGUUUAAGGUCUUCUGGUUGUCAGCGUAAGGUCUAUGUUUAUGAGAAGACGUCUGUGCCCGGAGUAUUUAACUACUACAGCACUCGUCACAGAAGGGUGAAGGAUGUUACUGUGGUGGAGACAAACUAUACUGAAUAUGCGCUGGUCCUCAAACACAAGAAAAUUAACAAGGAGUUCACACAAGUGUCUCUUUACGGUCGUACUAAGAAGUUGAGGGCAGAUUUGAUGGAGAAGUUCAGAGCGUAUGCCACAGCUCGAGGAUUCUCCAAAGAGUCCAUCCUGACUCCACCAGCUGCUGAAAACUGUCCUCCUUCAGGAAAUUAGUCCCUAAUCCCAUUUAGAGCUGGAGGCCACAUGUCCUUACCUUAAUGUGCCAAAAUGAUGUGAUAGUUUGUAAUACUGUAACUGACGUCAUUAUCGUUUGCUGUGCUAUAAAGCUGACAAAAAAUUCAAUCUAGAUACAGAAGUGGACAUACAGAAAGUGGUCACUUCUCUGAUGAUCUUGGCUGGCAAAAAUAAAACACUCUUGUUUUUUU
This is a messenger RNA of Ctenopharyngodon idella (grass carp), 869 nucleotides long. RefSeq names its product prostaglandin D2 synthase a (gene ptgdsa). The coding region runs from base 109 to 657 and encodes 182 amino acids. NCBI's taxonomy places the organism in Eukaryota, Metazoa, Chordata, Actinopteri, Cypriniformes, Xenocyprididae. The record is from RefSeq and is a predicted model, not a curated record. Gene Ontology annotation, molecular function: small molecule binding. The transcript is spliced from 7 exons.